UAGUAGCCGCCCAGGGCCGGUACAGGAAGUGGAGCUGCGAGAGAGACCAGGAAGUCACCGGGAGACAGUGAGGCCCCGGGCUGGGUGCGGUUCCGCAGUGAUCAGACACUGCCCAGAGGAGAGGAGCGCGGUGCGGCUUCAGCAGAGUCUCUUGGGUACAGUGUGAUUCCAUGAAGAAUGCAGACAAUAAAGUGUGUAGUCGUUGGUGAUGGAGCAGUUGGAAAAACCUGCCUUCUCAUCAGUUACACCACCAAUGCCUUUCCCGAGGAGUACAUCCCCACAGUAUUUGACAAUUACAGUGCCCAGAUGACUGUGGAUGGCAGAACGGUUAGCCUUAACCUAUGGGACACUGCUGGUCAGGAGGAAUACGACCGCCUGCGCACCCUGUCUUAUCCUCAGACCAAUGUGUUCAUCAUAUGCUUCUCCAUUGGCAGUCCGUCGUCUUAUGCCAACGUGAGGCACAAGUGGCACCCAGAGGUUUCCCAUCACUGUCCCAAUGUGCCCGUCUUACUGGUGGGUACCAAGAGAGAUCUUCGAAAUGAUGCAGAGACUAUAAAAAAGUUGAAGGAGCAGAAUCUUGCCCCCACCACAACCCAGCAGGGCUCGUCUCUAGCGAAACAGAUCGGUGCUGUGAAGUAUCUGGAGUGCUCGGCCCUGCACCAGGAGGGCGUUCGAGAGGUGUUUGCCGAAGCGGUUCGCGCCUUUUUAAAUCCUGUGGUAAAGAAGAAUCCUAAAAAGUGUGUCCUACUAUAGGGGUGAAUGUGGUAUCAACAAUAAAUGUGGGUUUUUAGCACAACACCUUGGGCGGCAUCCCUUUUAUCCUCCGCUUGCACUAACAGCUCAUCCCGUGAGUUGUGUAAGUAGAUUAAUUGCGCUUUAUAGCUUUCCCGAGAAUGAAUGAAUAUGCCACGGACGAGGCGGCGGUUUGUGCAGAGCAACGCAAUAUGUCAUGAUGUUCUUGGAACAAGCAAUAUCUCCAAGCGCUUACACGUGCCAGCCUUGCACUUUGGACGGUCAUGGUUGAUUCCCUGUCUCCCCCCUCCCCCACACACGUUAUUUUGCCAACACAGAUGAAAUUCUGCUUUUUUGACAAAAAUACUAUUUUAUACUCCUUCUUACGCUGCCGCUAUUAAAGCUUCACUGUGCAAUUAUUAUUAUUAUUUUUUCGGAAAUUGUCUACUUUAUGGACAUGUACUUAAGAGGCCUUUUCACUGUCAUCCGAGUGGCUGAAAGGCGUUUGGACUUCCGGACUGUUAAUUCCUCCUUGCUAUGUGCUGGAUCAGUACUUUACUCAAUUCUGCUAUACACUGUAACCUUCUUUUUCCAAAAGGAAGGCUUUUUAAUGAGUUCUGAAUUGUCCUGUAGCCCAGGGUAGCCACCCCUUUCUUCCCAUACAACUCAGGGCUUCAUAAUGGUUAUGGAACGGAUCUCCACACGGACACGGUUUAAAGGGCAUCCAUCGUCAAAAAGAAAAGCGGAUUAUGUAUACAAUACAGGUGACACGGGCCACCAAGUGCAUCCUCCCUGGUAAUAAAGUUCAGUUAACCAGGGGUUAGGUUAUGUUGUAGUGCCUGUAAGUGGUCAUACACGUUAGCUGGGCCUACCCUGCUGAUUUUUGGUGAAAUUGGCUGUAUAAAAGGGUCAACCAAUGUCCUUUUAGUAGAUAUGGUGGAGAAAAAUCAGGCAUAUGAAAAAGGUAGAUGAAGCCACCUCCAGAAAGGUAUGGCCACCUUAUGGCUCGGUCAUCUUAUCUUAUAGCACUGGUUUACCUUCAACUAUGACCAAUCUCUGUUUUUAGCUUGUCCUGAUGGUUCCCCAGAUCUGCCCUUGGGACGUUUUCAAUACAUGUGCCAAAUAGGAGCACUUAGGGUGCCCACUUCAGACAUCCCUAUGUCUUAAAAUGUAGCUUUUCUUUAAAUCCCCCUUCCCUUGCCUAAUCUUGUUAAACAUAAGGCACUUGUAGAUGUAUUUUUACAUUUGAGUCCCAGUGUGCCUUUUGCUCCUUGUAUCGUCUCGUAUAAAUUUAUUUUAUCCCACAAGACAAUUGGAAACUCUUCUAGGAGUGGAGGAGUAGCCCCUUUAAGGGUAGAUUGUGUCCAUUAUAUGUCAAAAUGGUAAUAUCGCCAAUUGUAAAUGAUGAUUCUGAUCAUUUUCUGCCAUCGAAAACUUGCCCGAUUUUGAAAGGGCCAAAUUUGCUUAAUGACUCAUGCACGCGGCUGCUGCUUGACCGUUCCGUGCAAUUUGCAGCCCCCAAUGCAUGGGCAACAUCUGUGCGGAUUCCCCACUGCAAAAAAGUACAUGCACAAAUUUUUUGCAGUGCUGAGACACGGAGAGAAACCCCACGGAAGCACUGCGGUGUGUUUCGUGCCUCUGUACUGCACUUGACCUUCUGGUUUGUGGACCCAUUCAAAUGAAUGGGUCCGCAUGCGGGGUGCACACUGCCGGUGCCCAUAUAUUGCAGACCUGCUAUAAGGGCACCGGCCUGACAACAGCGGUGUGCAUGAGUCCUAAGAAAGCAACAAAUGUUCUUAAAGGGGAACGCCACCUUUAGUUGUCUUUUAACAUGUUACAGAGCUGUGUGCCUGUCCCAUUGCUGAAUAUGAGAUAGGGAAAUCUCUAACCAGUGCUCAGACGGGUUUGUGAACGAGGGUUCCAGCUCACGGACCCCGUCGUGUGCACAAGUUAACGUGGCAUUUCCCAGCCGUAGAGGGGGUAUUGUUCAAUGGAUGUAAACCGCUUUUCUUCCUUUCAGAUUGAUUUCCUUUAACUCGUGCUCAGGCUGCACAGGCUUACAUUAACAGAAGUAGCAAAACGGGUGAGGCGACCAGUAAUUGUAAAGCCAUUUUGUACGACUUAAGAGGACAGCAUUCCCCGGGUAUGAGCUGUACUCUUCCCCGUCACACCAGUGCCUCUCUCCUUGUGUGUAUGCGAGUUACUUUUUUAUAACUGAAGAAAUGUAGCAGUCGAAGCAGCUGUGGCAUUUUUAUAUAUUUUACAAAGACUAUGUAUCUGUAAGUUCAUUUAUACUGUGUAAUAAUGGUACUUGCUAAUAUGUCAUCUUUCGUCAUUACCAAAGAGCAAUCUGUAUCUUGAGGCCCCUAUACAUAGGUCAGCUGAGAAUGAUGAUCUUGGCAGGGGUGGCCUCCCGACUCUCCAGCUCAUGAUGUUUAGAGCAUGAUGAUCUUGGCAGGGGUGGCCUCCCGACUCUCCAGCUCAUGAUGUUUAGAGCAUGAUGAUCUUGGCAGGGGUGGCCUCCCGACUCUCCAGCUCAUGAUGUUUAGAGCAUGAUGAUCUUGGCAGGGGUGGCCUCCCGACUCUCCAGCUCAUGAUGUUUAGAGCAUGAUGAUCUUGGCAGGGGUGGCCUCCCGACUCUCCAGCUCAUGAUGUUUAGAGCAUGAUGAUCUUGGCAGGGGUCGCCUCCCGACUCUCCAGCUCAUGAUGUUUAGAGCAUGAUGAUCUUGGCAGGGGUCGCCUCCCGACUCUCCAGCUCAUGAUGUUUAGAGCAUGAUGAUCUUGGCAGGGGUCGCCUCCCGACUCUCCAGCUCAUGAUGUUUAGAGCAUGAUGAUCUUGGCAGGGGUCGCCUCCCGACUCUCCAGCUCAUGAUGUUUAGGAUUAAGCUGAAUUUCAAAGCUAGAUUAUUUUGUUCUUGGAGGAGAUAAGCGAUAAGGUGUCUGGCAGCAGCUUUCCCUCUCACCAUUGAGAACACUUGCAUGCUUAGGCAAACCAAGUGUGCAUGUGCACGGCGAGCCUGGAGGAAUGGCUACUGUCAAACAUCACAUCUAACGGCACCUAUGGCUUAAGCUGCUGUUUGGAACAGCCAGAGGUUCAGCAUGGGCUUUCAUACCCUAGAAAAUGUGUGCCACUCCAUAUACCGUAGAGCUGCAGGACCCAGCAUGCCCAGUCAGGUUUUGGUUUGGACGAAGCUUUACAGUUGGAGUGUAUACAUGUUUUCUGAGCGUAUAUUAGAGCGCGGGCUCUCUCUGUGAUACAGUGGUGGGCAGUGCCACAACUGACAUUGGAGACGGUGAGCUGCCGUUCUUAUGAAGUUGGUUCUGGAUAAACUGAAACCUGUUGUGUGCCACUGAAAAAAUACUUCCAAUAAAUGGAAUUCUAGUCAUUCUACGGCUGUGGAAAGAUCUAAUGUUUGUCUUGUGUUUUUGUUUUUUUUUCAUAUUUACGUGCCUGGCAAACUAUCAGGAAUGUAUAUUUUUGUGCUAAGAGCUAAAUUUCUAAUUCGAUGCAUAUCUUUUAGUAAAAUUCAAUUAACAUUUAUAUUUAUUUAAAGGACUCAUAAUAAAUGGUACUUUGGAUACUGUCUCAAAA
Molecule: messenger RNA, 4324 nt
Organism: Bufo gargarizans (Asiatic toad)
Lineage: Eukaryota; Metazoa; Chordata; Amphibia; Anura; Bufonidae
Product: rho-related GTP-binding protein RhoG-like
Exons: 2
Coding region: 178-753 (191 amino acids)
Biological process (GO): small GTPase-mediated signal transduction; cortical cytoskeleton organization; establishment or maintenance of cell polarity
Cellular component (GO): cytoskeleton; cytoplasmic vesicle; cell cortex
Molecular function (GO): GTP binding; protein kinase binding; GTPase activity
Source: RefSeq, a predicted model, not a curated record